This is a messenger RNA of Laccaria bicolor S238N-H82, 627 nucleotides long. RefSeq lists its product as uncharacterized. The record is from RefSeq and is a predicted model, not a curated record. The coding region runs from base 1 to 627 and encodes 208 amino acids. NCBI's taxonomy places the organism in Eukaryota, Fungi, Basidiomycota, Agaricomycetes, Agaricales, Hydnangiaceae. The transcript has 6 exons.
AUGACCUCUCGAUUGUAUCCCACACCUUCCUCUUCUCCAGCUAAAAUGUCUACACACAACACGACCAAUGGCAUGAACAUCGAUGUUCUGAUGCAACAGCUGUCCGUAGCUCAAACAGUUCUCAGCCAGGCGGUUGAUCUCCUCGACAAUUACCUCACGUCGGACGAGCAGCUCACGGUGCACUCUAAGUUUCUUCCAGGAUCAACUAUUGGAAAGCACCUCCGCCAUGCGCGUGACCACUUCGUCCUUCUCGCAGAGUCUAUGAAUACUCCUCCGCCAUACAUUCUAUGCUAUGACACGAGAAUCCGAAACACACCCAUGGAAACCAGCCGGAGCUGUGCUCGUCAAGCUCUUGUGGAUACCGUGAAGCAACUUGGAGAGGUGGUCCCGGACUCGAAGCUGAAUGCCCCAAUAACCCUGCAAGCUAUCACUCCACAUAUGCACGAGUUCCAGACAACCUUCGGGAGAGAGUUGUGGUUUGCAAGUCUGCAUUGUGUACAUCAUUGGUCCAUGGUUCGAGUGAUCGCAGGAGAAAUGGGCAUCAAAUUGACGGACGAUUUUGGUUUCGCCCCAUCCACACUCGUAUACCAAGAUCGAGAAGCACCACUUGGAAAGGCGAAGAUCUAG